This is a messenger RNA of Anolis sagrei ordinatus, 1912 nucleotides long. RefSeq names its product CCM2 like scaffold protein (gene CCM2L). Lineage: Eukaryota; Metazoa; Chordata; Lepidosauria; Squamata; Anolidae. Gene Ontology annotation, biological process: heart morphogenesis. The record is from RefSeq and is a predicted model, not a curated record.
GGAAAAGCUGCCUUCCUGGGGACGGCCGGAGCCCGGCGACGAGGACGGGACAUGGAGUAUGAAGCCAAGAAGGGGAAGAAGGAGUUUGUGUCCCCCAUCAAGAGGCUGGUUUUCCCAAAAGCAGCCCGAAAGCAGGCCCUUCGGACGAGUAUCUGCCGGCGUCCUUUGCACUCGGUGCCUCUCUACCCUCCGGACUUCCUCAUCGAUCCCCAGAUCCUCCUGCAUGACUAUGUGGAAAAGGAAGUGAAGUUUUUAGGCCACUUGACCUGGGUCAACACCUCCUUGAAUCCCUCCAGCCGAGAUGAACUGUUGCAGCUCCUGGACACUGCAAGGCAACUGAAGGAGCUUCCCCUGAAGACCACUCCAGAGCAGGACAGCAUCCUGAGCCUUUCGGCCCGCUGCCUCCUCCUGACCUGGAGGGACAACGAGGAGCUCAUCCUGCGCAUCCCGACUCAUGAGAUCGCAGCCGCCUCUUACCUGCGGGACGAUGCACUGCACCUCCUGGUCCUCAAAACUGGCUUGGGGGUGGACCCCGUCCCUUCCGGGAGCAACUCGGACAUCUACCCGGCCAGCAAGCAGGAGAAGAAGUUCCUGGAGAAGCGCCCCAUGGAGCCCCGUCCGCUGGGAGGCACCAUGGAGCGCCGGCACACCAUCUGCAGCCUGGACUGGAAGAUGGCCCGCAAUGGGCCGGAGGGCCGGGCCGGAGGAGGGGGCAGCCUGGAGAGGAAGCAGGGCACCGGUAGCUGGGAGACGAGGCAGAGGGCCACCGGAGGAGGUGGUGGUGGUGGAGCUCGCCCUUUCGGCAGCUGGGAGCGUCGCCAGACCUACAGCGGGAGCUGGGAGCGCCGGCCUGGGGUCAAAGGCGGGGGCAGCUGGGAGCGGCAGGCCUACAGUGGGAGCUGGGAGAGAGGCAAGACCUGUGGCAGCUGGGAGCGCAGGAACACGGGCGGAAACCCCCUUGACCCCAAGGAGCCCAGCCCUGAAGCCUACUGCAACCUGGUCAUCCUGGCUGUGGCCAACCGAGACACGGCCGAGGAAUCCUGCGCUCUUAUCUGCCAAGUUUUCCAAAUAAUUUAUGGCGACCAAACCAUUGAGUGUGUGGAUCGGGCCGGAUACCAUUACGCAUCCACACCCAAGCGUCCUUGGCUAUCUAGCCGGAGUGAAAGCUGUCGGACUGAUGGGACAUAUGGAUAUGACGCCGACUUCAGCUGUUGCAGCUCUUUCGAUGGCUCCCACGAAACCUUUGAGGCCUAUGGUGGUGGCAGUGGCGGCUCCUCGCCCUCCUUCCACCGGUCCCACCACAGCCUGGCCACUGCAUGCAGUGGGAGUGACCAGAGCAGUGCUGGCCUGGAGCAACUGCAGGACUACAUGGUCACGCUGAGGAACAAGCUGACCCCACAGGAGAUCCAACAGUUUGCACUCUUGCUCCGGGAAUACCGGAUGGGGCUGGCGGUUGAGAGUUACUGUGCGGGCCUGCUCCGACUCUAUGGGGAGAAGCGGAAGUUUCUGCUCUUGGGAAUGCGGCCAUUCAUUCCUGACCAGGACAUCGGCUACUUUGAGGGCUUCCUGGAGAACAUAGGCAUCCGUGAAGGGGGCAUCAUGACCGACAGCUUUGGGCGCAUCAAGCGGAGCAUGAGCAACACCUCAGCCUCAGCCGUGCGCAGCUAUGACAGCUGGUCCAUGCACUCUGAGUCGGAAGCCUUCAACCGCAUGAUCACGGACAUCACCCAUGACAUUGAAGCCCUGGCACAUGAUGGGGAGGAGGAGGAGGAAGGAGGAGGAGGAGGAGGAAUGGACAACGAGGAGGACAAUGAGGACAACUACCUGUGAGAAAGAGACUAAAGAGAGGAGGAAGACGCAUAGAGUUGUGGAUGUGGUAUAUCUUGAUUUUAGUAAAGCUUUUUGACACAGU